AACACAACUUUGCAUACAUGCAUUGCUGGAAUGUUAUGAAGGAUGAGCCCAAAUGGCAGGAUCCAAAGCCCAGAUCAUUUCCAAAGUCUGGUGGAGGUGAGAAUGAUGGCAUAGUCAACCUUGAAGAUGACAAUGGUAUCCCAACUGGUGCACCCGAGGAGAGGCCUAUCGGUAGGGAUACUUCUAAAGUACCCAAGAAGAAAGAAAAUUCUGAUGCGAGUUCAACAUCAUCUUCGGAGUAUGCUUUGAGGUUGCAAGAUCUAUCAUUGCAGAGGAUUGCUCUGAUGCAAGUAGAAUCUGUCUGUAAGAAAGAUCGUUUCCAGCACCUUGCAUGUAUAGAUGAGAAGCGCUUUGAGGAAAUGCGAAGUCACAAUCAAUCACUAUUGGAGUGUGAGCAAGAGAAGAUUCAGAUCAUGCGUGAGAAGCAUGAUAGGGAAAAGGAAAAGGAGAAGCAAGAGGAUGAAAGGAUCCUUGCGGUUGAUCUUGAUGCCUGCACCCCUUCUCAGCGGACGUAUCACAGCAUUCUUCAGGAAGAAAUUAUGGAAAAGAUGGAAACUAGGCGCAGGAAGAGACAGAGCCCCUGAAGGCCCUGCAAGAGGCAACUGAAAAGCAUCUAGGCCCUUAAGGUAUGUUUCGGUGAUUAAUAAUAACCGUUUUUGUGACUAAUGAGUUUGUGUAGCUAAUUGAAAUGUCAUCACUCUCUGGAUCAUAUGGUUAAGGAGGCCCCUCAUUUCGUUAUUCAAAAGGCGAUCUCAGUAUUCAACUCAAAUAUAUAUCAAGACUAAGGAUUUCUAGUCCUAAGUGUCGCAAGGUUGAGAAGGACACUUAGGUUAGUAUAUGUUUUAUAGUUUUGUUGAGGUCGCACUAUUAAGAGGGGUUAAGGCUAAAUAACUUGAGCAUGGAGCAAGAUCGAUUAAAAAUGGUUGCACUCAUGGGCCACUCAGGUUCUUGGAAGCUCAAACAGGUCAUACUCAACUCAUAUCUCAAGUAAAGUUGGAUUUCAUUCAAGACUCAAAUCAAAACGAACGAAAUCAGAAAAAGUCUUGAACACCGGUUUAACCGAUGUUGUCAAAAUUCUAUUCAUCGGUUAAACGCGGACAACUAAAGCUUGGACACUGCCUUCAUCGGUUGAACCGACAAUUAAUUAUUGAUCGUC
Messenger RNA from Panicum virgatum (switchgrass), 1156 nucleotides. RefSeq lists its product as uncharacterized. The record is from RefSeq and is a predicted model, not a curated record. The coding region runs from base 18 to 584 and encodes 188 amino acids. The transcript has 2 exons. Lineage: Eukaryota; Viridiplantae; Streptophyta; Magnoliopsida; Poales; Poaceae.